AUGUCUCUCUCUAAAGUUGCAUGGCUCAUCCUAGGCACAGCUGGUCUGGCCGCAGCUCAUGGCCACAUCGAUCGUAUCGACAUUGAUGGCAAGUCCUAUGGUGGAUUCCUGGUUGAUCAAUACCCUCAUGAACAAAACGUCCCUGAUCUCAUUGCGUGGUCAACCGCGGAUACUCAGGACGCCUAUAUUCAAACGUUUGAUUACAACCAGCCGAAUAUCAUCUGCCACCAAGAUGCCAAGCCUGGUGCUCUCGCUGGCGAGGUGGCUGCCGGUGGCAAGGUGACGAUACACUGGAGCAGAUGGUUUGAAGAUCACCGUGGUCCUGUCAUCAGCUAUCUUGCGAACUGCAAUGGGAGCUGCGCUUCUGUGAACAAGACCAAUCUUGAGUUUUUCAAAAUUGAAGAGGCUGGUCUUCUCGACAACAGCAAGUCCCCCGGAAGAUGGGCCAGCGAUGAGCUCAUGGCUGCCAACAAUACCUGGACGGUCAACAUCCCUUCCGACAUUGCGCCAGGCGAUUAUGUUCUUCGUCAUGAGAUCAUCGCAUUGCACAACGCAAGGCAAGACAAUGGUGCGCAAGCUUACCCGCAAUGCAUCAACUUGAAGGUGACAGGGGGUGGCACUGCUACACCGAAAGGCAUUCCUGCCACCCAGUUCUACACACCAACCGAUCCCGGCAUCCUGGUCGAUAUCUUCAACAACCUUGCCACUUAUGUGAUCCCAGGCCCAGCCCUCUACAAGGGCAGGGAUACAGCACCUACGACUAUUGCCGUCCCCCCCACCGGAGCGUCUUCCACCGCGCUGUCUUCCUCCCCAGCUUGGACUUACCCCACUGCAGCACCUCAGGGUUGUGGAUGUUGUGGAUGUUGUGGAUAUGCUCCCUACCAGAGCUCUUCUCAAAUCGCACCUACACCUGUAGCGAGUGACACCGAACAGAAUAGUCAAGCUUAUUGGGGCUCCCAAUCCUGGAAGAGAAGAUCCUCUGGCCGGACUUUCAGAGGCAGGAAGCAUGCUCGAGAUCUCGCUGUCUGA
Messenger RNA from Aspergillus udagawae, 1029 nucleotides. RefSeq names its product lytic polysaccharide monooxygenase auxiliary activity family 9 protein. The transcript has 2 exons. The record is from RefSeq and is a predicted model, not a curated record. The coding region runs from base 1 to 1029 and encodes 342 amino acids. Lineage: Eukaryota; Fungi; Ascomycota; Eurotiomycetes; Eurotiales; Aspergillaceae.